AUGAAGUUCUCUGUUGUAUCCCUCUCGCUCUUCGUAGCUGGUACUCUCGCCCAGUUUACAAUCAACACUCCGGCCAAUGUUGUCGAGUGCCAGCCCACCCUCCUGGCGUGGUCCGGUGGAACUGGUGAGUUCUUCGAACAUGCGGUCUUCCGUCCCAUCCUACCCGGUGCGAGUCCCGAUGGUACUGCUCUUGAGAAUUUGGGACAGCAAAAUGGCACCUCAGUGACCUGGGUCUGCAACAUCGCGUCCGGGACAUCUAUUGGUCUCACUCUUCGUGACAGCACUGGUGCGACUGCACAGUCGGCACCUUUCACUGUGAACCCCGGAUGUACGUGUUUCAGUUGUCCUUGUUGA
Messenger RNA from Suillus subaureus, 354 nucleotides. RefSeq lists its product as uncharacterized. The transcript is spliced from 3 exons. The record is from RefSeq and is a predicted model, not a curated record. NCBI's taxonomy places the organism in Eukaryota, Fungi, Basidiomycota, Agaricomycetes, Boletales, Suillaceae. Bases 1 to 354 code for a protein of 117 amino acids.